AUGAACGAUGAUGGCCUGCGCCUGGGUUCAUUCGACGACGAUUGCUGGUCUGAGCUAUUUAUCGAUUGCGGCGGUCUCCUCGACGGCGCCGUCCCGCCGGCCGAUAUCUAUUGGGACCCUCAGCCGUCCACUCAAGAUGCUGUUUUGACAAUGGAUGCCCCACUUAGUAGAGCUGCAUCUCUAGUCAAUGAGUGUGCAGAAGAACAAGAAUGCCGAAAAAAGAGGGGCCGUAGCGAUCAAUGUGGUGGAGGAGGAACUAAAGCCUGUCGUGAGAGAAUGAGAAGAGAAAAAUUAAACGAGAGGUUCUCAGAAUUGUCUGCUGUUUUGGAACCUGGAAGACCAAUGAAAACCGACAAAUCAGCCUUACUUGGUGAUGCCAUCAGAGUUCUAAACCAAUUGAAAGCUGAAUCCCAGGAGUACAGAGAGACAAAUGAGAAGCUUUUGGAAGAGAUCAAAACUUUGAAGGCUGAGAAGAAUGAACUUCGUGAAGAGAAGCUCGUGCUCAAGGCAGAUAAAGAAAGGAUAGAACAACAACUGAAAACGCAAGCCCUACCUCCGAGUGGGUUCUUGCCAGCUCAUCCACCACCCAUAUAUUCUCAUAUGGCCGGGCCCAACAAGAUGCCCAUGUUCCCUGGUUACAGUUAUGUCCCCAUAUGGCAGUAUUUACCCCCGUCCGCUCGUGAUACAUCCCAAGAUCAUCACCUCAGGCCACCCGCUGCUUGA
Striga hermonthica is the source of this 723-nucleotide messenger RNA. NCBI's taxonomy places the organism in Eukaryota, Viridiplantae, Streptophyta, Magnoliopsida, Lamiales, Orobanchaceae. The record is from the annotation of a GenBank genome assembly.